This is a messenger RNA of Mesocestoides corti, 975 nucleotides long. The record is from the annotation of a GenBank genome assembly. NCBI's taxonomy places the organism in Eukaryota, Metazoa, Platyhelminthes, Cestoda, Cyclophyllidea, Mesocestoididae.
AUGCAGUUUUCCAACCCCUACAGCCGAAAGCUGAUAUUUCUGGUGUUGUUGGCUGUGCCUGCGUACUUUUUCUUUUCUCGUAUGUACAAUCAUUUCUCGAAGGAAACUUUCGUCCCCCCUGCACCCUCCUCCUCGCUCUUGCCCUGUGACCGCGUCGACCCCUCAGUGAGUGUAAAACGGGCCAAUUCAGUAUUCAAUGCGAGUCUAUCGCUCGAGAAAAUUGACAAGCUUGCCCAGGAUGAAUUCAAUCGAGUAAAUUGCUUAUCCAUUCACAACACAGCGAAACCCAAAGUUAUCAUCAUUGUGCCCUACAGAGAUCGCGCCAAGGACCUGCUAACCUUUUUGAUUCACAUGCUUCCCUACACUCGGUACCAGGGCGCUAAAAUGCAGAUUCUGGUAGUGGAACAGAAUGGCACCGCGCCCUUUAAUCGCGCGAAGCUCUUCAAUGCCGCCAUCCGGGAAAUCGACAUGUCCGGAACUCGCGGCAAAGACGACCGACUUGCUGGCAGUGUGUGCUUUUCCCUUCACGACAUCGACAAACUCCCAAUACAUCCGGACGUGCCUUACGUCUGCAAGUCUGGUCCACACCAACUUUUACGAAACCGAAAAUCCACAAAAGGAACCUAUUGGACAUAUCCGGGCUUUCUUGGAGGGGUGACAAUGUUCUCCCGAGAGCAGCUGGAGCGGAUGAAUGGAGCGUCAAACUCGUUUGAGGGGUGGGGUGGCGAGGACGACGACAUGUCGAUGAGGGUCCGCAUGAGCAAAAUGAGUGCUGUGCUGGCGCCGGUCAGUGUGGGCGAGUUCUACGAGGCGUCACUUGAACACACUCGGAACUUGAAUCCUCAACGAAUGAAUCUCCUUACCAGACCGGACCAAUUCAAAAUAAUGCUGACCGACGGCCUUAGGCAGACUAACUACACGUGCUUGCAACGAAUUGAUUACAAGUCUUUUGUGUGGAUGCUUAUGGCCAUUUAA